This is a messenger RNA of Ostrinia nubilalis (European corn borer), 3845 nucleotides long. RefSeq names its product phosphatidate cytidylyltransferase, photoreceptor-specific (gene Cds). Gene Ontology annotation, molecular function: phosphatidate cytidylyltransferase activity. The record is from RefSeq and is a predicted model, not a curated record. Bases 121 to 1464 code for a protein of 447 amino acids. NCBI's taxonomy places the organism in Eukaryota, Metazoa, Arthropoda, Insecta, Lepidoptera, Crambidae. The transcript has 10 exons. Gene Ontology annotation, cellular component: endoplasmic reticulum membrane.
GACAAGUCGGAAAACAUCGACUCGUCUUGUCGUCGUAUUUUUCUAAUCGUAAAUGGAUUAAAUAUUCGAAUUUUGCGGAAUAAUAUUGUUGUGGCAUUUGUGUUGUGAUUGUGAUUAAAAAUGAGUGAAAUUAGGCACCGACGUGGGGAAGGCGACGGCAACGAUAAAGUGGAAACUGCUGGAGAAUCUGACCAUGUUGAUUCGGAGGAAGAGAAGGUGUUAGAAGAGAAGUAUGUGGAUGAAAUGGCGAAGUCUUUGCCUCAGGGCACGGACAAGACGCCUGAAAUUCUCGACUCUGCCUUGUCUGGUCUUUCUUCUAGAUGGAGGAACUGGGUCAUUCGAGGCAUCUUCACCUGGUUAAUGAUCGGCGCAUUUUGUCUGCUGAUCUAUGGCGGUCCUUUGGCUCUUAUGAUUACGGUACUAUGUGUACAAGUAAAAUGCUUCGAGGAGAUCAUCAACAUAGGCUACGCUGUGUACAGAGUCCACGGCUUGCCAUGGUUCCGUUCCCUCUCAUGGUACUUCCUACUGACUUCCAACUACUUCUUCUACGGGGAGAACCUUAUCGACUACUUCGGUGUUGUGAUUAAUAGAACGGACUACCUGAAGUUCCUAGUGACGUACCACCGCUUCAUCUCGUUCAGCCUCUACUGCUGUGGAUUCGUCUGGUUCGUGCUGUCGCUAGUGAAGCGCUACUAUAUGCGGCAGUUCAGUCUGUUCGCUUGGACGCAUGUAGCGCUGCUCAUCGUGGUCACACAGAGUUACCUCAUCAUCCAGAACAUUUUUGAAGGACUGAUCUGGUUCAUAGUGCCGGUGUCGAUGAUAAUCUGCAAUGACGUCAUGGCGUACGUGUUCGGAUUCUUCUUCGGGAAGACGCCUCUCAUCAAGCUGAGUCCCAAGAAGACCUGGGAAGGAUUCAUUGGAGGUGGAUUCUCCACUGUCAUAUUUGGACUUGUGCUCUCCUACAUGAUGUCCCAAUACCCGUACCUGGUGUGCCCGAUCGAGUACUCGGAAUCGCUCGGCCGCAUGACGAUGGACUGCGAGCCGUCGCAGCUGUUCCGUCUGCAGGAGUACACGCCGCCUCAGUUCGUGCAGCCUGUCAUGAAAGUGCUGGGCAUGGAGAAGUUCAACAUGUACCCGUUCAUGAUCCACUCGCUCGCACUCAGCAUCUUCAGCUCGGUCAUCGGGCCGUUUGGAGGCUUCUUCGCGUCUGGAUUCAAGCGUGCGUUUAAGAUCAAGGACUUCGGCGACGUGAUCCCCGGUCACGGCGGCAUCAUGGACCGCUUCGACUGCCAGUUCCUCAUGGCCACGUUCGUCAACGUCUACAUCACCAGCUUCAUCCGCACCGCCACGCCGCAGAAGCUGCUGCAGCAGGUAUACAACUUGAAACCAGAACAGCAGUUGCAGUUAUUCUACGCUCUCAAAGAGUCCCUGGAACACAGGAACAUACUCAACUUGGUACCUUAAACGUCUAGGCCAGCCCCAGGUAUCUCACCUUUAAAUUAACAAAUAUUGACUACUAAAUUGUACGUGGGACUUUACACUUGGCGGUCGGAACGCUGCGUUUUUAAAACCGCAUGAAGUAAAAGUAAAGUUUAUGUUGGUUUGUUGCUAAAUCAUCUACAGUAUUGAAUCCUCUUUAGUUAUUUAUAGGUUUAUUUUUCAAUAAUAUGAAUAUUUUUAUUUUUCUGUGAUAAUACAUGCAUGUAUACAAAUUAAAUACGUGUAUGCUAUUUUUCUUUCGUUCACAGCUGUAUGUCAGCAUUUGACAGAUCCCAACACUUAAUAAAAUACCUGAAAAGUAGUCUCUCAUUGAGAGCAUUUGUGUGUAAGGCCCUUCAUCGACUUGCUUAUGAUUUAAGUAUAAUAUGGUAUCUUUAAAUAUUCGUUUUUGAACUUUACAACAAGGAAUUCUAGAUAAAAUCGAGUCUUGGCUUAUUACAUUACACGCGAAGGCUCCCAAUGGGUAAACACCUUUACUAUUUUAUCCUUUUGUUCUUACAUUAGGCGUUUCGCGUUUGACCGCCAAGUGUGACGGUGCUGUAAGGUUGACAUAUCGUGUGUACCUUGAAAAGAUAAAAAACAUAUUCUAGUCCGUGAUUACUGAAUCAUUUACUAUGAUACAUAACAAAUUACUAGUAAGAUUAAAACAUUUACCGUUAACUUCCUUGAUAUAUUCGAUAUGUUCCAAAAUAUCAAAGUGAAUGAUUCAAUUCAAUAUAGCAAAUAUAUUAUUUAUCCAGAUGCGGUUAAAUACCUGGAUUUAACUUAAUAUACGAAUAGGGUCUACAUAGAUUUUAAUAGUGAAAUAUUAAUAAUAAUAUAAAACAUCUUAUAGUAUUUGAAACCAAUACACAGUCAGAAUCGUCUUACAUUCCAUUAUGACAUCGAUUUAUAUUAUUACCACGAAAGUUAAGAAAUAUCUUCCAAAUAUACGUUUUUUUCACGCGUUUGUAAAAUCAGACUGUGUAAAGGUUUCUUUAUUGACAUAAAAACUUUUAAAAAAAAUAUAGCAAAUACGUCACUACUGUCAAUCAAUUUUGAAAAAUCCAAUUUCGUAAAACGAAAUGAAGGAAUUAAACUUUUUUCAAAGAACUAAAAUUGCUUCAGUGGGUCUAGACAAAGUGCACUUUUUGAUCGAAUCGAAAAUCGAAUCCGUCAAAACUCCAUACAAAAAAAGGCUUUUUGACCACUUUUCGACUGGUUUGCGAUUAAAAUGUGCACUUUGUCUAAGUACACUUUUUGAUCGAAUCGAAAAUCGAAUCCGUCAAAAUUCCAUACAAAAAAAAGCUUUUUGACCACUUUUCGACUGGUUUGCGAUUAAAAUUUGCACUUUGUCUAGACCCACAGUAUUCGUUUACGUUUUGGGCUUUUCAAAACUGAUCUCUAUUCUUAGGAUAAAAUUAGGAUUAUUCUAUAAAAUUAUUGAUAGUACGAUGUGGUCUUAGCUUGUGUGAAAAACUCGAAUUUUUAUUACUUUAUUAGUGUCUUCUUAUUAACUUUACGGUGAACGGGAUAGGUAUUUUGAUGAUUAAAGAAAGUGCUUUUAUCUACCCUACUAAAGAGACCGUAUUCGACCUUCGGAUUACAUUUUGAAAUACCAAAGAUCGUCUCCUGAUUCCAUCUCCUUUUCUCUUUAACAAAUGAAAAGAGACGACUAUAAAAAUGAGUUAUAUUUUUCGUCAGUGCACGUGUAUUUGGCUUUUUCAUUUCCUAAAGGUCAAGUAAAGUACGGCCAACGAGAAGUGAUACCAAAUGUAAACAAACCCAAUGUCAUGGUCAUUUGGAAUAGCAGGGGUUUGACUUUGACAUAUUUUGACGGGAGAACGAGACAUUACGACAAAUACACAAGAUGGGAAGAGACAAUAGAUUGUCAGUUCGACAGUCGAAUCGACCUAUUGUAUCGCUGCUAGUUGGCCGUACUUUAGUUAUCAAUGCAAUUUGUGUUUACUUUAUUUUGCUUUAAAAUUCAAGUGUUAUAGAAGGUAUUGUUACUUCAACUUUGUAACUUAAUGCAAGUCUCUGGGUUGGUGUAUUACUCCAUGCUUUAUUCUGUACCUAAAUAAUAUCUUGAAUGUUGGAUAGAAGUAUUAUGAUCAGCGAAAUAAUAUAAUAAGGAUGGUUUUCGCUAUUAAAAUAACUUUUCCUUCUACCUUUUGUUAAGAAGUAAUAAGUAUAGGUACUAUCUAUAGUGGUACUAUAAAAUAAAGUACUUUCGUAUUUGUCAGGCCCAAUGUUGGAAGUUUUGCAUAAUAACAACCGAUGACAUACAUGACAAUGUUUGUUGAGUUAUUAUAGCAACUAAAAAGAAUUUCCAUAAAUUGUUAAAUAACCAUUUUAAGGUUUAC